Molecule: messenger RNA, 939 nt
Organism: Oryza sativa Japonica Group (Japanese rice)
Lineage: Eukaryota; Viridiplantae; Streptophyta; Magnoliopsida; Poales; Poaceae
Product: early nodulin-like protein 18
Cellular component (GO): plasma membrane
Molecular function (GO): electron transfer activity
Source: RefSeq, a predicted model, not a curated record
AUGUCUGUAUCCACCCAAGAGCCAGCACCGACUCUCACCUGGAUGCUGUAUACACCGUUGACACUGCCAAUAUACAAAUGCACAUUACUACAUGAUUAAUUAGCACAGAAUGCUCAGUUUCUAUCAACAUAAGUAUCAUCAAAUGUAUCAAGAUCAAGCAGCUUAUCAUCCAGAAUGCUAGUUAACCAUGACCUACAUUGUGAUCACAAUGUCCAUAGUAGUAGCAGUACAACUUGCUGCCGUUUUCAGCAUGGCUUCGGCGACUCCGGCUCCGAGCAAUGCGACGGCGACGACCAGCCAUGGCCGGAACACGACGGCGCCGCCGCCGCCGUUCGGUGCCAACCACACCGUCGGCGAGGGCGCCGGCUGGUUCUUUGACGGCAAUGCGAAUGCUUCGGUCGCCAACUACUCCGCUUGGGCUGCCAACCGCACCUUCUACCUCGGCGACUACCUCAGUUUCAGCACCAACACGGAUAACACGGUGGUGCACACCACCAACGCCACCGUCUACAAGCUCUGCGGCGAUGGCGGCGCGGCGGCGGCGGCCGGAUGCAGCGGCGGCGGGUGGAAGACGGAGGAGGCGUUCUUGACGGUGAUGCUGACGGCGGAGGGCGCCAACUACUUCUUCUCCGACGCCGGGGGAGGCGAGCAUUGCCGGAAGGGGAUGCGGUUCGAGCUCGCCGUCGCGCGCGGCCGCGGCCUCCCGCCGGUGCCGGCGUCGUACUACGAGCCGCUCUCCGCCGCGCCGCCGGCAGCCGGCUGUUCGUCGUCCAUGGUGGUGGCGCUUGCUGCCGGUGUUGCCAUUGCUGCAAUACUUGUACUCUGAAGUCUGAAUUUACAGGUACAGAUUUUCGUGCAUAAGUAGAUUGUAGCCAAAGUUUACAAGAAUAAAAAAUGUGAAAUGCAUUCACAGAAUUCGUCAAGAUUGUUACCGCUAAG